CGCCGUCGCCGGUGGCCCGAGGGCGAGCAGGUCAGUCGACGAAAUGGACUUAAGCGCGUUGCUGCUUUUGUGCCUGGCGGUGCUGAGCGGCGCCCAAGAGACGAUUCGGCCGCUCGACGCCCACACAAACGCCACUGAAAAGCACAAACGGGAAAAACCAGAAUGUGCAGGGAAGGGUUGCGAGCCGCUGCAGAAGCGGGAGAACGGGGGCGCCAAGGAAUCGGGGGUUGUGGCGAAAAGAGCGCCGUACCAACAGGGCGACGACAAGCUGCAGCUUUACCACCUGUCGCUCGGAGUCCUCGAGGCCACCGCCGCCUACAGGAACAGCAUGGGAUACGGCAGCUACGGCGGAUACGCGAACGGCAAAACGCCGAACACGUUCACGGAGUACCUGCUGAGUCAGGGCUACAUGCCCGGCCCGUACAAGGUGUGCGCGCCGCCCGUCUACUGCCCCAGCGGCUACGCCACCAAGUUCCGAACCUUCGACGGCUCCUGCAACAACCCCAAGUACCCGCGCUGGGGCCAGGCCAAGACCGCCUUCAACCGACUCCUCGCCCCCGCUUACUCUGAUGGCGUUUCCUACCCACGCCGAAGCGUCUACGGAGGUUACCUGCCGUCGGCGCGUAAAAUCAGCGCCGUCCUGUUUGACGACAAGUUCGCCCCUGACGACUUAUGGACAGUCAUGUUCAUGCAGUUCGGUCAGUUCAUCUCGCACGACAUGUCCAUGUCCUCCAAACCUCACUACGGCGACCAAGGUGUGCAGUGCUGCACGCCAGACAACUCCGGAGCUCUGCCGCCCGAAAUGAUGCACCACGCGUGCUACCCCAUUCUGAUCCCGCACGACGACCCCUUCUUCUCCUACUUCGGGCAGAGGUGCAUGAAUUUCGUCCGCUCGAUGACGGUCGCCCACCCCGACUGCAGGCUCGGCCCAGCUGAACAGAUGAACACGGUGAGCCACUUCAUCGACCUGUCGCACGUGUACGGCAACAGCGAGCAGGAGGCGAACUCGCUGCGGCUGGGCAAGGGCGGCCUGUUGGCGUACACGUAUCGCGACGGCCGCGUGGUCCUGCCCACGCACACCACCAUGAAGACGGCCUGCAACAAGGAUUGUCCGGCCUCGGCGUGCUACAAGGGCGGCGACGCCCGCAUCAACCAGAACCCGGGUCUCGCCUUGCUGCACAUCCUCUUCCUCAGGGACCACAACCGGAUCGCGUCCGAGCUGUACAAGAUCAACGGCCACUGGGACGACGAGCGGCUCUUCCACGAGACGCGCCGCAUCCUCGUCGCCGUCUACCAGCACAUCGUCUACGACGAGUACCUCCCCAUCGCCCUCGGCGAGGACUUCGUGGCGGCACACAACAUUGUCAACGGCAAGGAAGGGUACAACGCGAAGAGCGGCUACGACGCCUAUGUCAGUCCCAACGUGCUCAACGAACACGCCACGGCCGCCUUCCGCUACCAGCACUCGACCAUCCACAGUUUCAGCGAACUUUACGGCCCUGGCCACUAUUACAACGGCUCCACUCGCAUGAGCGACCACUUUGAAUGUCCGGCUAUUCUUGAACAGGGUCCACUCUUGGACUACUACAUCAGAGGAAUGUGCACGUCGCCCAUGCAAAAGGCCGAUAAGUUCUACUCUCAUGAGAUCACGUGGUUCCUGUUCCGCGACGGCAAACCCUGGGGUCUGGACCUGGAGAGCUUCGACAUUCAGCGGUCACGUGACCACGGACUGCGCGGCUACAACGACUACCGGGCCAUGUGCGGCCUGCCGAGGGCCAAGUACUUUGACGACCUCGCCGACUUGAUCGCGCCCGAGUUCAUCGAAAAACUGGCCUACAUGUACAAGCACGUGGACGACCUCGACCUGACCGUCGCCUUCCUCGAGACGCACGUCAAGGACGCGCUGUUUGGCCCCACCCUGAGGUGCAUCGCAGGCGAGCAGUUCUACCGCAGCAGGGUCGGCGACAAGUACUUCUUCGAGCAUAAGGGCAUGCCCCACUCCUUCUCCGAAGACCAAAUCGCCUCCAUCAAGAAGGUCACCCUGGCCAAGUUGGUCUGCGUCAACUCGGACUACAUCGAGGAGAUUCAACCCGAUGCCCUGCACCUCAUUACGGAAAAGAACAAGUUGGUCAACUGCGCCUCCCUGCCAGGGCUUGACCUCGGCCUUUGGAAGGAAGAACCCUCAUAUAAAUAGGUCGGGUUAUUGCAUGAAUUUCCACAUUAGUGGCUCCAAGUAGCAUUAUAAAUAAGGCAUUACUUUUUCACUUUGUAAUAAAACCUUUUUAAAUGAAUAA
Messenger RNA from Neocloeon triangulifer, 2294 nucleotides. RefSeq names its product peroxidase-like. The transcript has 11 exons. The record is from RefSeq and is a predicted model, not a curated record. Lineage: Eukaryota; Metazoa; Arthropoda; Insecta; Ephemeroptera; Baetidae. Bases 44 to 2194 code for a protein of 716 amino acids. Gene Ontology annotation, molecular function: peroxidase activity; heme binding. Gene Ontology annotation, biological process: response to oxidative stress.